UCCAAGGAAAAGUGUUGCCUCCCAACAUCAAUUACAAUAAACCCGUCCUCCGUACACUACGAAGUUGUUGCCUCUUUCGUUCAAAAGAGCAGCACGACCAGUCUACAGUAAAACAAAAUUUGUUUUCCGAAACCAAAACCGUAGCCCCUUUUUUUCUGAUCCGGCGUUGCGAGACGUUAGGCUCAGUUUAAAACCACCUCUUUCUCAAGUUUGCCAACUUCUUUUCACCCGACACCUCAAAAUGGGUUGCGGUGCCUCCAAGGAUGGUGCGGCCGCUCCGGCCGGCGCUGCCGCCCCGGCGAAGGCCGUCUCCGCCAAGGCCAAGCCGGCGACCAACGACCCCAACUACCCGCCGAUGGGUCUGGCCCCCACCGUGCAGGGCCUGCCGGACUGGAUCAAGCUCGGCUGCGCCGACAAGGAGUACAUCUGCGAGGAGAAGGGUGCCACCUUCCCCGGUGACAAGUGCCCGGACAAACUGCCGGAUCUGUCCAACCACGGCAACUUGUGCGCCAUGGCUCUGCGGGACCACCCGGAAAUCUACGAGAAGUACAAAUGCGUUUUUGUUUGUCUGAAUUUUGUUCAAUGUCACCGAGCCGAAAUUUAGAAUAUCAUCAAGCGCGUUCGUAGUUGUGCAGCGAGGGUGUGUAGUUUUUCUUUUCUCCCUAAACCUAAACUUCCACCAUCACAACCAGGUACAAGAACGUGACCACCAAAGGCGGUGUGUCCCUCGCCAAGUGCAUCAAGACCGGUAUCGACAACCCGGGGCACCCGCACAUCCUGACCUGCGGUUUGGUCGCCGGUGACGAGGAGUGCUACACCACCUUCAAGGACCUGUUCGACAUCGUCGUCGGAAAGCGCAACGGCAACUAUGCCCCGGAUGCCAAGCACGUCUCCGACAUGGACGUGAACAAGCUGUCCACCACCAAAAUCGACCCCACCGGCAAAUACUGUAUUGCUAUUUUCGUUUUUGUAAAAAGCGAUUUUUUAAAUAAAACAAAAAAUUAUGAUGCAUACGCGACAUAAUCUUGAUUUCAGUGAAUUUGGAAGAUGAAUGUACCGCCCCAAGUCAUCUGAUGAAGUAAUCUGAAGUGCUGCGGUUUUCUUCGAAAAGAAAAAGUGAAGUUUCAAUAUCAAUUUCUAUUCAGGCCUGACCACCCGGUGCCGCACCGGUCGUUCCGUCCGCGGUUUGCCGCUGCCGCCGGCGUGCUCGUUCGAGCAGCGUCGUGAGACCGAGCGCGUAUGCGUGAAGGGCUUGAUGAAGAUGGAAGGUGAGUUGAAGGGUCAGUACUUCCCGCUGAACGGAUCCAAGUCCAUGGAGCCGGAGUUCGUUGGCAUGACCCACGAGAAGGAGGAGAAGUUGCGCAAGGGCGGCAACCUGUUCCAGGAGCCGGACUCCACCCUGCUGCUGUCCUCCGGCUGCGGCCGCCACUGGCCGGAUGCCCGUGGUAUCUUCCACAACGACGCGGAGAACUUCUUCGUCUGGGUCAACGAGGAGGAUCAGCUGCGCAUCGUGUCCAUGGAGAAGGGUGACAACAUCCGCGCCAUCUUCACCCGCUUCGCCAACGCCACCAAGGCCGUCGAGAAGUGCCUGAAGGAGGAAGGCUACGGCUUCAUGCACAACGACCACUUGGGAUAGUAUUAACUUGGUUUGUCAUCUUUGUUCAAUUUGGGUGUGUUUGUACCUGUAGAGGAGAUUAUCGCACCAUGUCUAGUCUCAUCUUGUUUCUUUGGCACGAAAGAAGCAGAGCCGUCGGUUUUAUUUUUAACUUCAAUUUUUAUGGAGACCUUGCCGUUCGGAACUUUCGAUGAACAACAUUAAGAAAAUCUAAAUCGCAAAACUCAAAACAGCAUCCUGACGUGCCCGUCCAACUUGGGUACGGGUCUCCGCGCCGGAACGAUGGUCAAGCUGCCUUUGUUCUCCGCCCGCCCGGACUUCAAGGACAUCAUGAAGAAGAUGAAGCUGCAGGCCCGCGGUACCGCCGGCGUCGACUCCGCCUCCACUGGCGGCACCUGGGAUAUCUCCAACGCCGAUCGCCUGGGCAUGUCCGAAGUGCAGUUGUGCAACUUGUUCAUCGAGGGUGUCGCCCAGGUCAUCCGGUGGGAGCAGGCUCUGGAAGAGGGCAAGGACAUCGAGGCGGAAGUUGCCGCCGCCAAGCCGCUGGGCUUGGAUGUUGGGGUAAGUUACUUGCGACAUUCUUUCUUUCCAAUUUAGGUGGACGUAGCCUAUCUUUGUCUACUUAGCGGGAGUUUGCAGAUUUCGACCUCGGCAAGUCUGUCAGUGCUCUCGGUGUCUGCUUCGGGUCGGGGUACUAGUAUGUGCUUAAAAAGUUACAAUUCCAAUCGCGUCAUCAAACCAAUUCAACACACAGUCCUACCCGCCGCUGGCCCUCGCCCCGAUUGUGUACGAGCUGCCCGACUGGAUCAAGGUUGGCUGCGGUGCCGCCGAGUACUACUGCCCGGAAAAGGGUGCCACGUUCCCCGGUGACAAGUGCCCGGACACCCUGCCGGAUCUGUCCAAGCACGGAAACCUGUGCGCCAUGGCCCUGCGUGAUCACCCGGAAAUCUACGAAAAGUACUACAGAUGCUUUUUUUUGUGUGAAGUGUGAGGCUCAGCCCAUCUAAAUUUCGAACACCCUCAAUCGCAUACUGCAUGAUUUUCAAGGGCGUGCUUUUUGAUUGCAGAAGCAAAAUGCUUCUUCUAAUAAAGUUCUAAAAAAUCCACCGUGACAGGUACAAAAACGUGGUCACCCCGGGUGGCGUGUCCUUGGCCAAGUGCAUCAAGACCGGCAUCGACAACCCCGGACACCCGCACAUCUUGACCUGCGGUUUGGUCGCCGGUGACGAGGACUGCUUCACCACGUUCAAGGACCUGUUCGACAUUGUGAUCGGCAAGCGCAACGGUGACUACCCGGCCGAUGCGGUUCACACCACCAACAUGAACCUCGAUGAUCUGUCCACCACCAAGAUCGAUCCCACCGGCAACUACUGUAUCCAUUAGUCAUUUUCUCGAGUUAUAUUUUUUCUCACCCUGUGGAAGCUGGAUGAGACAUGCAAAAAAUCUUGUCUGUGGCAGAGUGCGCUGUUGCUCUCCCAUGUCGUGAAUCCCAACUGACAGACAAAACCUAAAACAGGCUUGACGACCCGCUGCCGCACUGGUCGUUCCGUCCGCGGCCUGCCGCUCCCCCCGGCGUGCAGCUUCGAGCAGCGUCGUGAGACCGAGCGUGUGUGCGUCAAGGGUCUGAUGAAGAUGGAGGGUGAGUUGAAAGGUCAGUACUUCCCGCUGAACGGAUCCAAGUCCAUGGAGGACCAGGGCAUCAUGGGCAUGACCCCCGAGAAGGAAGAAUCCCUGCGCAAGAACGGCAACUUGUUCCAGGAGCCGGACUCCACCCUGCUGCUGUCCUCCGGCUGCGGUCGCCACUGGCCCGAUGCCCGUGGUAUCUACCACAACGACGCGGAGAACUUCUUCGUCUGGGUCAACGAGGAGGAUCAGCUGCGCAUCGUCUCCAUGGAAAAGGGUACAAAAGCAUUUGAUUCACGCGUGCUUCGAAACGACCUCUGCUUCGCAUCAGUAUUUUGUCCGCCUUGACGGGUUUUGCUCUACUCAAAGAUAGGACGACACUCGUUUUGCAAAUCUUUUUCCACUGACGCUUACAUCAAGUGCAAAAAUGAUGUUUUGCACCGAUAUAAAAUUUAGGUGAUGAUAUCCGCGCCAUCUUCACCCGGUUCGCCAACGCCACCCAGGCCGUGCAGGAGUGCUUGCAGUCCGAGGGUUACGACUUCAUGCACAGCGACCACUUGGGUUACAUCUUGACCUGCCCGUCCAACUUGGGAACGGGUCUCCGCGCCGGAACCAUGGUCAAGCUCCCGCUGUUCUCCGCCCGCAAGGACUUCAAGGACGUCCUGAAGAAGAUGAAGCUGCAGGCCCGCGGUACCGCCGGUGUCGACUCCGCCUCCACCGGCGGCACCUGGGACAUCUCCAACGCCGAUCGCCUGGGUAUGUCCGAAGUGCAGCUCUGCAACCUGUUCAUCGAGGGCGUAGCGCAGGUCAUCCGAUGGGAACAGGCCUUGGAGAAGGGUGAGGACAUCGAGGCCGAGCUCGCCGAUGCCAAGCCGUUGGGUGUGUAAGUCGAAAAAGUGAUCUGAUUACUUGGAGUUAAACUACACGAACAACAACAAAAUCAAUUUGGAAACAAAAAACAACAUCACAAAUUACGAAGUAAAAAUGUAUGAUAUUAAAACCUAAAUGCGACGAGGAGACUACAACAUCAACUCGAAGACAAAAAUAUCUCAGUCGCACAGCCCAAUCAGAUUACCAUUUACGAAUUUUUUCGAAUAGAAGCUCUGGUCAACCUGUAGAAAGAGAAGAAAUCUUUUUGGAACUUGCCACUCUUUGGAAAUCAGCUGAGUUUAUGAUGCUUUGUCUUCAGCGCCUUAAUCCGUGUUGACGGCAUUGCUUCAUUCAGUACUUCAUCUGCUAGUACACCAAUUUCUUUCGAGUGGUUUGUUUUACGAUUUUUUACCUCGUUGUGCAGUUGAGAUGCGCGUGGAUCAAGACUGUUACGACUCCAUCUCAGAAUCAGACACGAUUUUAUCAAAAUCAUAAAUAGGUUUCGCAAAUAGAAUGCAUAGGAAAAAAUAAAUCCGAUGUACACACUAAACGGGAUAAUUUUCGAAGAGAAUACGUCAGUUGUAGUUAUUCUCUCUCUCAGUUCUACCCAAAAUUGUUUUCUUAUUCUUCACGCGCUUCUGUAUCGGUUCUAUUUUUCGUUUGCCGCAACAAGAUUUGCAAAUUUCACGCUCCUGCCAGGCACCAUUUUAGUGCGACGCGAAAUAUACUUAGAAGCUGGCUCUGGAGUUUUUGUUUACCUUAGUGGACAAAUCGCAGGCCUUUACUUGGGUGCGUGUUGAAUCAGGUACAAUAUAUAACGAUCUCGACCAUUAUUUGAGCACUACCCGAGAUUUUCAAGUUUGCACAGUAUCACACUUUUGGGAACCCACGAUUAACAUUUAUUCUUGUCAUAGGACCAAGCUGGAAAAGGGUUUGUUUGCCUAAGUUUUUAACCAGCUUUUGGUUACCAACUGGCUCAUGCAGCUCUCUUUCGGUGCUGGUCUCUUCGCAGUGUCACCACCCCCUUUUGAACAAAUUUGUCGUAGCUCUCGUACUUUUGAUAGCAGUAUUCUUGAGCGGCAUUUCAGAUGACGAGGUUGCUUCUUGCAACCCGACACGGAGAUUGCGAAUAUUGCAGCGGCCUUCAAAUAGAUAGGAGCUCGGCGAAGAAUGUUUGACCCCCGGAAUCGUUUGAAAUUGAAAUAUUUGUCAUAACAGCGUCCCUAUCUUCCCCGGGACUUUGCGAAU
Molecule: messenger RNA, 5356 nt
Organism: Amoebophrya sp. A120
Lineage: Eukaryota; Dinophyceae; Syndiniales; Amoebophryaceae
Source: the annotation of a GenBank genome assembly